Myotis daubentonii (Daubenton's bat) is the source of this 10435-nucleotide messenger RNA. RefSeq names its product methyl-CpG binding protein 2 (gene MECP2). Lineage: Eukaryota; Metazoa; Chordata; Mammalia; Chiroptera; Vespertilionidae. Gene Ontology annotation, cellular component: nucleus; heterochromatin. The record is from RefSeq and is a predicted model, not a curated record. Gene Ontology annotation, biological process: negative regulation of transcription by RNA polymerase II. Gene Ontology annotation, molecular function: methyl-CpG binding; double-stranded methylated DNA binding; chromatin binding.
CAUGCCGGCCGGGAGGGCGGGGCGCGACGUCGGCCGUGCGGGGUCCCGGCGUCGGAGGCGCGCGCUCCCUCCUCUCGGAGAGAGGGCUGUGGUAAAAGCCGUCCGGAAAAUGGCCGCCGCCGCCGCUGCCGCGCCAAGCGGAGGAGGAGGAGGAGGCGAGGAGGAGAGACUGGAAGAAAAGUCAGAAGACCAGGACCUCCAGGGCCUCAAGGACAAACCCCUGAAGUUUAAAAAGGUGAAGAAGGAUAAGAAAGAAGAAAGCAAGCAUGAACCCCUGCAGCCGCCAGCCCACCACUCUGCUGAACCAGCAGAGGCAGGCAAAGCGGAGACCUCGGAAGGGUCAGGCUCAGCCCCAGCCGUCCCGGAAGCUUCUGCCUCCCCCAAACAGCGGCGCUCUAUCAUUCGCGACCGGGGACCCAUGUAUGAUGACCCCACUCUGCCUGAAGGUUGGACCCGGAAGCUUAAGCAAAGGAAAUCUGGCCGCUCCGCUGGGAAGUAUGAUGUGUAUUUGAUCAAUCCCCAGGGAAAAGCCUUUCGAUCUAAAGUGGAGUUGAUUGCAUACUUCGAAAAGGUAGGCGACACCUCCCUGGACCCUAAUGAUUUUGACUUCACGGUAACUGGGAGAGGGAGCCCCUCCCGGCGAGAGCAGAAACCACCUAAGAAGCCCAAAUCUCCCAAAGCUCCAGGAACUGGCAGAGGUCGGGGACGCCCCAAAGGGAGUGGCACCGCGAGACCCAAGGCAACAGCAUCAGAGGGCGUGCAGGUGAAAAGGGUCCUGGAGAAAAGUCCCGGGAAGCUGCUCGUCAAGAUGCCUUUUCAAACUUCGCCAGGAAGCAAGGCCGAAGGGGCUGGGGCUACCACAUCAGCCCAGGUCAUGGUGAUCAAACGCCCUGGCAGGAAGCGAAAAGCCGAAGCUGACCCCCAGGCCAUUCCCAAAAAACGGGGCCGAAAGCCAGGCAGUGGGGUGGCAGCUGCUGCCCCUGAGGCCAAGAAGAAAGCCGUGAAGGAGUCAUCCAUCCGGUCUGUGCAAGAGACCGUGCUCCCCAUCAAGAAGCGUAAGACCCGAGAGACAGUCAGCAUUGAGGUGAAGGAGGUGGUGAAGCCCCUGCUGGUGUCCACCCUCGGUGAGAAGAGUGGGAAGGGACUGAAGACCUGCAAGAGCCCAGGGCGGAAAAGCAAGGAGAGCAGCCCUAAAGGGCGCAGCAGCAGCGCCUCCUCACCCCCCAAGAAGGAGCACCACCACCACCACCACCACUCAGAGCCCCAGAAGGCACCCACACCGCUGCUCCCACCCCCGCCCCCGCCCCCGCCCGAGCCCCAGAGCUCCGAGGACCCCGCCAGCCCCCCUGAGCCCCAGGACUUGAGCAGCAGCGUCUGCAAAGAGGAGAAGAUGCCGAGAGGAGGCUCGCUGGAGAGCGACGGCUGCCCCAAGGAGCCAGCUAAGACUCAGCCCACGGUCGCAACCACCACCACCAUGGCCGCAGAAAAGUACAAACACCGAGGGGAGGGAGAGCGCAAAGACAUUGUUUCAUCCUCCAUGCCAAGGCCAAACAGAGAGGAGCCUGUGGACAGCCGGACGCCCGUGACCGAGAGAGUUAGCUGACUUUACACAGAGUGGAUUGCAAAGCAAACCAACAAGAAUAAAGGCAGCUGUUGUCUCUUCUCCUUAUGGGUAGGGCUCUGACAAAGCUUCCCGAUUAACUGAAAUAAAAAAUAUUUUUUUUUCUUUCAGUAAACUUAGAGUUUCGUGGCUUCAGGGUGGGAGUAGUUGGAGCAUUGGGGAUGUUUUUCUUACCGACAAGCACAGUCAGGUUGAAGACCUAACCAGGGCCAGAAGUAGCUUUGCACUUUUCUAAUCUAGGCUCCUUCAACAAGGCUUGCUGCAGAUACUACUGACCAGACAAGCUGUUGACCAGGCUUCUUAGGGUAUGCCUGCACCUCCCCUCCCACCCAGACCUCCCCUCGUGUGGUCGCUAAGGACAGAGAGCACUUAAGAGGACACUCCAUUUUCGGUGCCAUUGGUGCCCCAGUCUCAGCUCUCCUCUCCCCCCACCCUGCCCCAGCUUCGCCACCUCCCCCACUCUCACCCAAGUUGGGCCAAGGAGGUGUGAGGCAGGAGAGACAGUUGUAUUCUUUAGAGAAGAAGUUGGAGAUGGCCAGUGGCUACAGCCCGUGUGAUCCCACUCAUGGUGGCACAAAUCUGGCCCCACUCCAGCCCCAAUCCAAAACUGACAAGGACAUUUCACAGGACAGGAAAGUAGCACCUGUUCACUCCAGUCUGGCAUGGCUCAGAGGGAGUCAUCCUUCGAGCUGCUAGGUAUAGACUUGCCUGAGCCAGAGGAGAGGCUGGCCCAGGGCCGGCCUCCAGUGGAUGGCACUAGAGAGAGGCCAUGGAGGCAGCAGGACAAGGUGUAGGCAGGUUGGCCCAGCUCCGGGCCAGCAGAGCACAGCGGGGCAGGAGGGACCCCUUAGUCGCUCAGAGCAAUCUGUGACUGGCAGUUAGAGGCUCAGUGGGGUGGGGGCCAAGGGGAAGGAGGGGAGAAUGUUCUUCCAAAACUUUCCAAUUCUACUCCUUAGGGACAGCUUAGAACUAUUUGCACUAUUGAGUCUUCAUGUUCCCACUUCAAAACAAACACGCUCUAAGAGCAAACUGGCUUGAAUUGGUGGCACUUUGUCCCUCAAGUCACCAGACGCGAUGGUGUUUAGAACUGCCUGGAUCUGUAGAUACCUGCGCUUGUUUUAAAGUGGGCUCAGCACAUAGGGUUCCCACGAAGCUCCGAAACUCUAAGUGUUUGCUGCAAUUUUAUAAGGACUUCCUGACUGCUUUCUCUUCUCUCCCAUUUCUGCCUUCUGUCAUUUCAUUCUUUCAUUUCUUCCCCUCCUUCCUCCUCAUUCAUCCCUUCUGUUCCAAGCAGCCCCAGUGCACAGCUGUACCCCGAAUUGAUUCUGCUUAGUUCAUGUCCCCAGAACUCACCCCACCCUUGGCCUUCCCGCCACCAACCCCAGCCCAGCCUCACUCCAUCCUGAGCCCUGAGGAAGCCCCGGGCUCUGCUGAGCCUACCUGACCCUAGCACCUCAGUCUCUCUGAAGGGCAAGAGAACAGCAAGGUCUUGCUCUCCUAAGUCAGAAUCAAGACACUGAGCCUCCUCAACCUUCCACUUGAGAGAAGUAGGUGGGAGGAAUCAGACCAGAUUUGAAUUUGGGAGCUGAGGGCAGAACAGAGGCCCCCCGUGGUCUGCCACAGUCAUCACGCGGCCCAGCCAUGACCUUGGCCUCUGCCAGGCCUGGCUAGCGCAGUGCAAUGUGGCAGGGCAGCAGGCAGAACAAAUGCAGAUGCCCCCAGACCUGAGCUGGGACCAGUGCCUAGGGCGGCCCCUCCCCUCCCCCUGCCCACCCAGGCUCCUCUGUUAACCACAAGUUCUUUUGAAAUGGAAAACAUUUGGCUCUCGCUUACUGGAGACUGGGUGGGGCCAGUGUAGCACACAUUUUCACGUCUACGCCAGGGUUCUGGUGUAGGGGCUUAGAGGCUUGGGUUUGCUGUGGGAUCCCAUCCUUUCAAUCUCUCUGUUCAGGAAGUCCUUAUCUAGCUGCAUAUCUUCAUCAUAUUGGUAUAUCCUUUUCUGUGUUUACAGAGAUGUCUCUUAUAUCUAAAUCUGUCCAACUGAGAAGUACCUUAUCAAAGUAGCAAAUGAGACAGCAGUCUUAUGCUUCCAGAAAUACCCACAAGCACGUCCCAUGUGAGCUGCUGCCAUGAACUGUCAAGUGCGUGUUGUCUCGUGUAUUUCAGUUAUUGUCCCCUGGCUUCCUUACUUUGGUGUAACCAUGAAGGAGUGAAACAUCCUAGAAACUGUCUAGCACUUCCUUGCCAGUCCUUAGUGAUCAGGAACCAUAGUUGACAGUUCCGAUCAGUAGCUUAAGAAAAAACCAUGUCUGUCUCUUCCGGAAUGGUUAGAAGCAAGGGAGUUUGCCCAUUCUGUUCGUAGAGUCAUAGUUGGCCUUUCUAGCAUUUUUGUAUCCAUUUCCUUAUGCUGCAAAAGCAAGUCCCACAAGCAACCCCACUCUGCUGUCGACUACCCGGGCUUCACUUCUGACUCCUCCCCAGGAGGGAAGAGGGGUCGGAGGAGGGAGUGAGUCCUUCGGGACCCCUCUUCCUCCAAGGACAAAAGGCUCCUGACCCCACAGUGGCCUUGCACUCCUGGCAUCCCCAAAAGACACCUAUCCGUGCGAGCGCGGCAUUCAGCCAGUUUGUCAUGGAGACGCUGUCCAUUCUGGUCGGUCAGGUUUUUAUGUGUUAUAUACCUAGUCCAGUGAAAUGUGACUCCUGGGACCACUGUCAGGAGCUGGCUGGCCUCCCCAUCAGCUCAUUUAUCUGGUCCUGGGAAGAGGAGUGCGGGGCUCACCAGGCCCCCCUUUCACCCAUGACAGUUAUUCGGGGGCUGACUGGGCAUUGAUGGUCAAGAACACAGCAUUUCAAGGGUCGUUUUCUUUCUGUCCGGCCGGACCUGCAGCCCCCUCACUCCCCAGCUCCUUCCCCUAGAGUUCCAGAGCUUCAGGCAGUGCCUGAGGCUCCUUAUGGUUUUCUCUCCCCCCUUCCAUAUUCCCUUUUCUUCCCCAAAUAAGGGCAUCAUGAGUGAGUGACCUUUAAACAGGCCACCUUGGUGGUUUGCCACCCUGACAGGCAGAGGCCCGUGCCGUGCCGCCCCUGUUCCUAGAGUCAGGUGGGUGGAAGUUUGGAGGGAAAACCUAAACCCUGGAAUUCUCACCAGCGGUGUCCAGCCCAGUUCGGGGUGUGACCUUGAUUUUGUGUGUACUUGAACACCACAAAGAUUGGGGGGGGGUGCAUCUUUUAGGGACUGUGAAGAAUACAGGAAUUGACCGACAACUUUCAGAUCCCCAUGGGUCUAGGUCACAGAGAAUCAUGUUCCGUCUCCCCAACCGUCAUUCUAGUUGUUAGUUACUACCUCCUUUCUUGACAGAAUUCUGUGUGUCCUUGAGCUCCUCCCACAAUGCCCGGCCCAGCCCUGCCCUACUUGUCUGCCCAUUGGUGAGCUUGUCCUUACCAGUGGAAUUGCUGGCUUUGACACUUAAGUGAACUGGGGAACUGGGCCGCAACCAGGCUCUAGUGCAGUGCCCUUCUGUUGGCAUAGAAGACACCUAAAAAUGUCAUGUCCCCAGUCCAUCAGUGCCAAAGUAGCCAAGGACCCCAGCCCCUCAGCUCCCUGGAAGGUGAAAGUCAUGGUGGUGGCCUGGGGACACUGGCCACAGCCAGCACCUGGCUUCUACUGAGACCCCAUGCAAGUGUGGGCAACAGUCUUCAGUGGCAUCAUUUCAGGCUAGAGCCAAAAACAGUGGCAGCAAGACCUGCAACAGCCCCAAGUUGUUGUCUGCUCCUCUGCCCAGCUUGUCAUUGUCAUGACAGCCAUCAUGAAAGGGUACUAGCCAGAAACAAGUUUCCAUGUUUGGUGGGAAAGGAGUUUCUUAGCUGACAGCCCUCUGGAUUUUAAGUAACUCUUAAUAAGCAGAUUGAACCCAGGAGGGAGCAAAAGUUAUAAACUAAACCCACCAGGGGGCUGCCUGGAUCUUGGGGAGCAUUCCCACCGGCUCUCUGGACUGACGUGAUCAGGGGAGGUCACAGGUACUGGUUCUUGGAGACCUUUGUACAUCCAUUCCUAGCUGGUGUCAUUGCCCCGAAUUGCUUCCUGAUGCGAGUUUCACGCAGAAAGUCUAGGACCAGUGGCCCAGACCUCAGGAAGCAAGCUGUGUGGAAAGCCAAAUGGGUGUCAGUCCCCCAAGUGCCAGCUGCUGGUGUGUGAACAAGCACAGCAUUACCAGGCCUGUGGCCAUGCCCCUGCUGUGUUGGAUUCCUGCUCUUGCUCUGCUUUCUGCAAGGGUCCAUCUUUGCUCUUGGUCAGUGAGCCCGUCCACUCUGGAGGGCUUUGUUGAGUCUCCAUUUUUGUGUCUUUCUCUUUUAGAUCAAUCUUUAGAAAAGGCCUAAUUGUUAUAAAUAGCUAGGAUACUGCCUCUCCCAGGGUCUGAAGUUACAUAUUUUAGAGGGGGAAAGUGAACACUGAAACCCACUCUCAACAAUUCAGAAGGAAAACCUAGAAAAUAUUUGGCAAAAAGAAUACAUUUUAAUGUUUCUGAACAAAGAAGAGCAAGCUUUUGUGAAAAUUCUGAUCUAAAAAUACUUGGAGCUUGGCCUGAUGUGUGAUGAGCACUGCAGGCAAAGGGGAUUCCAGCCCCAAGCCACUGGAUCUGAGACUCGGGGCCAUUCUGUCAUUGGAGAACCCACAUCUCCUUGGGUAGCAUCCCUGAGGACUUGGCUUCAGCUCUGUCCUCUGGGGUGGCCUGGAGGUUAGUGGCCCGCCUGGGCCCAAAGCUGCAGGAGCCCAGCUCUCGGUGUGGGAAGCGGAGUGGUCACAGGGACUCGUGAAGGCCUACACCAGUCUCAUUCCCAGCACCACCUGUUUCUUGCUUCGUUCUUAUCUCCACAGAGCCUACCCAAAGCUCUGAUUUGUCAAGAAAAUAAUGAGUUCUAACUAGGGCCCAGGUAACUAGAAAGGAAAGGGUGAUGUCUCCCCCUUGGCCUCUGCCUGUGGCACAGCCUGUCCCCUGAGGACAUUCCCUGCUCUGCUCUCAGGGUCUAGGGCCCGAUGAAAUGGCAUCCCUUCUGAACUCGGAGGUGAGGACAGAGGCCUGAGCACUCACUGUGGUGUGUGCCCCACUCGCCCCUCACCCUUGACAGCCCCUGGGGUAGAAGGGGAGGCUGUGUGUGAGGAUGGGUGUCCGCACCCCUGGCAGAGCUGAGACCCUCACAGGGGAAAUCUGGCCUUUGAGUUUCAGAGCAUUUUAGAAACUUGCAAAUUGUCUUUGCUCCUCUAGCUCCCCCUUCUAUCUUACCUUUUCUCAGGUCCUGCUCAGCAGUGAGAGAAAAUAAGAUGAAAAGGCCAAGAGGUUUGGCUCCUAUCACUGGUAGUCCCUCCCUGCAGUGUUUGUGUGUCAAGUGACAAAGCUGUUUUUCCUGGUGACCCUGAUUAUAUCCAGUAUCUUAUAGACUAUAAGCAUAGGCCUGCUUGGUCCUCUCUGUUCUGGGCUUUUGUUUUGCUUUUUUAGUUUUGCUUUUAGUUUUUCUGUCCCUUUUAUUUAAUGCACCGAUUAGACACACAAAGCAGUUGAAUUUUUAUAUAUAUAUCUGUAUAUUGCACAAUUAUAAACUCAUUUUGCUUGUGGCUACACACACACACACACACACACACACUGUUAAAAUAAUACCUGUUGCUUAAUUACAAUAUUUCUGAUAACCGUAGCAUAGGACAAGGGAAAAUAAAAACAAAAACAAACAAAAAAAACAACCUGACAAAUCCGUCUGCUGGUCACUUCUUCUGUCCAAGCAGAUCCAUGGUCUUUCCUCGCUUCUUUCAAGGGCUUCCCUGUGCCAAGCUAAGGAGGCUCCAGGCAGCGCCCAGGUUUUGCACUGUUUCUCCAGUGCUUGUGAGAGAGGUCCGGGGAUACUGGUGCAGGACAGUUCACCUCAGUGGGUGGGUGCGAGAGUGCUCCCUUGCCCUGGCGAAGUCCGGAAUGUAGUUGGCACCACCUGGUCCUCUUCCACCUCUGGGUAGGGCAGCUGGAGUCCAUGGGGGUGGCCUGAUCCCCCCACCCCUUCCAGUGACCGGUCAGAGUGAUCAUGUGUGGAGAGUCAGCUCAGCAGGCCUCCCCACCAGUAGGGCUCCCACUUUGCCGAGUCCAGGGUCUGGAGGGAAGACAGAAGGCCUGUCGUGUCCUUGAACGUGUGAGCUGCACCAGGUAGAAUGCCAGGGACCCAGAACCACAUAGAGAGUCCAGUCUCCCUCUAGGAGGUAGCGAAGACUCCAGAAAUGUCCCUUUCUCUUCUCCCACAUCCUGCGAGUAAUUGCAUUUGCUUUUGUAAUUCUUAAUGAGCAAUAUCUGCUAGAGUUUAGCUGUAACAAUUCUUUUUGAUUGGUUUUUUUUUUUUACGUAAUUAAAAACACCAAAAAAAUCCAGAAACUUGUUCUUCCAAAGCAGAGAGCAUUAUAAUCACCAGGGCCAAAAGCUUCCCUUCCUGCGUCAAUACUUCUGAGGCCUGAAUCCAAGAGAGAAACACUCAUAGGCUCUUUGUGUGGCUGGGCUACCCUCGGGCCCCUCGGAGGACCUGGUCUUGGGCCCACUCCAGCCCACAUUCAGUAUUAGCGGUGGGUCAUGACGUCCUUGCCCACGCAGCCUGGAAUGGGGCCGAGGAGGUGAGGAGGCCGUUGCCACCGAUGCUUGGCCACUAACAGGUGGGUGUCCGCAUGUGUCCACGUGCAUGCUUUCUGACUGAAAUGUGAAAUCAGCACCCGAGUUAGCCUCACCCAGUGACCUCGCCCCGCCGGGCUGGAGCGGGGCCCGCCCAGUUCAGUGUUUCUGGGGAGCUGGACAGUGGAGUGCACAAGGCUUGCAGAACUUGAAGCCUGCUCCUUCCUUUGCUACCAAGGCCUCCUUUUCCGUUUGAUUUGUCACUGCUUCAAUCAAUAACAGCCGCUCCAGAGUCAGUAGUUGAUGAAUAUAUGACCAAAUAUCACCAGGACUGUUACUCAAUGUGUGCCGAGCCCUUUUAUCGCGCUGGGCUCCUGUGUACCCGGACACUGUAAUGUGUGCUGUGUUAGCUCUCCUCACCCUCCCCUCGUUUUUCUGGGGGUUUUCUGUUUGGGUUUGGUUUGGUUUUUAUUUCCCCUUUUGUGUUCCAAACAUGAGGUUCUCUACUGGUCCUCUUAACUGUGGUGUUGAGGCUUAUAUUUGUGUAAUUGGUGGGUGAAAGGAACUUUGCUAAGUAAAUCUCUUCUGUGUUUGAACUGAAGUUUGUAUUGUAACCAUGUUUAAAGUAAUUGUUCCAGAGACAAAUGCUUCUAGACACCUUUUCUUUACAAACAAAAGAAUUCAGAGGGAGGGGAUGGUGACUGAGAUGAGAGGGGCUGUCCUAUUUCCCCAGGAGGGGAGACCCAAAGAGAUGACCCCUGCUCAGAUCAGCCAGAAGCCACCCAAGAAAUUUAGCCUAAGCCAACAGACCGAAUAGCUGAUUUGUUGCCAUUUUCCAAUUCCGAGCAAAACCAGAUCUUGUUCCACCCAGUGGACAUUUUUGCCUUCCCCUCCCCUCCCCAAGAUUAUUAGCAUCAUUGAUAUUUUUAAGGACAGUCAAGGUUUAUGUUCCUGUGAGGGGAGCCAGGUGGGGUGUGAGCAGGGCCAACCUGAAGCGGGCCUGAACCAAGUGGCUCAGACAAAAGGUGGGCAUCUCCCUGGAGAUCUCCACUGUAACCACAGGUCAGGUAUAUGUUGACAGGUCGGACUGGCCACUCUUUACCUGAUGCAGCUCUUUCUAGACAGGCCAGGCAGAGGGCAUUAUCGUUUAGGACACCUCCAUCACAUCCCACCCCUUACCUGGAGUGCACCACACUACUGUGACCGCUCAAUCCCCAGCCACCCCGGGCGAUAUGAUGGUGGGAUGGGAGGGUGCACUCUCUUUGCUGUCAUCAGAUUCCCAGAAAAAAAAUUUGGAUGUGAGAAACCCCCUUCCCUUUCCAUGGCAAAACCAGAUCCUCCUCAGAGAAGCCGUUACCCCCACCAGACAUUGUUUUGGGUUCACAGAACAGGGACAGAUGUGUGCUCCCUUAGUGCCUGGCAGCCCUUCAUCUGCAAGGCAAUGACAGUGCCGAUUGUAGUGACCACUACACAUGGGGUUUAGUAGCAGGAAGAACCAGGCAGGGUGGCUGCCCCCUCCUGAGUUGCAGUGACACAAGCCAGCCACCCUGUGCACAGGGAAGCCCUGCUGAGGGCAGGAGAGGUAGGCAAGGGGCGCGGGGAGCUGCCCAGGACAGACUUGGCUGGAGAUGUCUCUACAAGCCCUCUAUUGCAUUCACCUUCAGUUUUUGUGUUUUGGGACAAUUACUUUAGGAAAUAAGUAGGUUGUUUUAAAACAAAAAAAAAUAUUGAUUGCUUUUUUGUAGUGUUCAAAAAAAGGUUCUUUGUGUAUAGCCAAAUGACUGAAAGCACUGAUAUAUUUAAAAACAAAAGGCAAUUUAUUAAGGAAAUUUGUACCAUUUCAGUAAACCUGUCUGAAUGUACCUGUAUACGUUUCAAAACACCCCCCCCCACUGAAUCCCUGUAACCUAUUUAUUAUAUAAAGAGUUUGCCUUAUAAAUUUACAUAAAAAUGUCCGUUUGUGUCUUUUGUUGUAAAAUCAAGUGAUUUUUUUCAUAAGGUUCUUUUACUAUUUGAAAAGAUGGGCAGCACGCAGUUUUAUUUUAUUUUUGUAAGUUUUUUAAUACGUGUGAAAGCAAAGACUACUCAGCAUGCCUUUCUAAGUGACGCGUUUGCACCUUUUGUUGGGAAGUACUGUAUCCUUUGCUGUUAGCAUUCUCGAUAAAUCUCUCUGUGAAAGUGA